This is a messenger RNA of Clupea harengus (Atlantic herring), 8553 nucleotides long. RefSeq names its product HEAT repeat containing 5a (gene heatr5a). The record is from RefSeq and is a predicted model, not a curated record. NCBI's taxonomy places the organism in Eukaryota, Metazoa, Chordata, Actinopteri, Clupeiformes, Clupeidae. Gene Ontology annotation, cellular component: membrane; endocytic vesicle; Golgi apparatus. Gene Ontology annotation, biological process: retrograde transport, endosome to Golgi; endocytosis; intracellular protein localization.
CUUGUAUUAUUGUGAUGCAUGUUUAGUGAGGACGUAAUGACCCGCAAUACAAGCACUGGUGGGUGCAUCUGCAGGCGACUCUCUUUCCAGUAGCUACCAUUGGUAGGUCUCCCUCUGAACAGCAGUAGCCACAGUUAUCUAAGCUAGGAAACACACUGGUAAUGUACCUCCUUGAACGGAACCACGCUGAGGCAAACGAAAGAGCAAAAUAUUCUAUCUGUCAGAUUUUGGAGGAGAUGGUGAUGGGAGCAGACAGCACCUGGCUGCCCUGAGAGAGGCAGCGUUUGCCCUGGACUUCCCCACCCAAGCCAGAGGCGGAGGCAGGAGGAGGUUUCAGGAUGGAGCAGGCCCAAACGCUGCUCCUCAACGAGGAGGCCUGCGGCCAGCUUGGGGAGCACCAGCGUGCUGAGUUUGUGUACGAGUGGCUGCGCUUCCUCAAGAAGCUGCUUCCCACCACAGACCGGGCGGACGUGAAACAGAAGCAGAAGCGUCUGGUGGAGCAGCUCCAGGGCGUGUUGACGGGCUCCCCGGGCCCCCCCACGCGCCGGCUGUUAGCCCAGUGCUUGGCUCUGGUGUACCGCUACGGAGACUCGCUUAGCGCGCCGCUGGCCUUGGACCGCUGCAGCGACAUCAUCCGCAGCAAGGACGACUCGCCCAGUGCACUGCCUACCCGCCUUGCGGCCAUCGCCAGUGUGGGAGCGCUGUAUGAGCAGCUGGGUCGCCUCCUCAUCAGCUCGUUUAGAGAGUCAGUGGGGACCCUCUUAAAAGCCGUGAAGAGUGCUGAGUCUCAGGGGCGGUAUGAGAUCAUGCUGAGCAUGGAGAGGAUCCUGAGGGGCCUGGGUGUGAGCGCCGUGCCCUGCCACAGGGACAUCUACAAGACGGCUCGCGCCUGCCUCACCGACCGCUCCAUGGCCGUCCGCUGCGCCACCGCUAAGUGCCUGCUGGAGCUGCAGAGGGAGGCCGUGUUCCUGUGGAGCUCGGAGCUGGAGAGCAUGGCCACGCUUUGCUUCCGGGCUUUCGAGGGCUCCAGCUAUGACGUGCGCGUGGCCGUCUCCAAGCUGCUGGGCACGCUGCUGGCCUCCGCUCUGGAACCCAAACAGCCCGUCGCACCCCGUCCAGGAGGGAGGCGUAUGUGUCUGGAGGAGGUGAUGGAGCUCCUUUCAGUGGGGUUCCUGAGAGGGGGGGUGGGGUUCCUGCGUGCCAGCGGCGACAUGCUGAAGGGGUGCAGCUCCGUCAGCAGAGACAUCCGUGUGGGCAUCACUCAGGCAUGUGUGGUGUUUGUCUCUGCACUGGGCGGAGCCUGGCUGGAGCUGAACUUCCCCUCUCUGCUGGCCCUGCUGUUGGCGUUGGCGUCGCACCCGCGCGCCACCCAGACCCCCAGCGAUGGCGCCUGCACCCGCCGCUGCGUCUCCUUCGUGCUGCGCAGCACGCUUGGCACGCUGCUCGGGGAGAAGGCCCAGGUCGCCGCCGCCAAGGAGAUCUGCCGUGCCAUCAGACCCCAGAAGAAGGCCUCAGAAGCGUGCGUAGCAGAGGUUAACCCAGAGGUGUAUUUGAAUCAGCACGUACUGGUGUGUGCCCUGCUGGAACUGGGCAGCCUCAUUCAAGGACUGGGCUCCACUGCCACGCCACUGGUGCAGGACUCCAGCAUAGGUCUCUUGGAUUCUGUGAUCUCGGUGCUGUUCCAUCCCAGUGCGUCUGCCCGAUUGGCGGCUGCCUGGUGCCUGCGUUGUGUUGCCGUGGCGAUGCCAGCUCAGGCGGCGGUACUUUUGGAUCGCUGUGCCGAGAGGCUGACUGCGCUGAAGUCCUGCCCGGAGGCGGUGGCAGGCUAUAGUGCUGCUGUCGCCGCCCUGCUGGGGGCUCUGCAGCACUGUCCUCUGGGAAUACCCCACAGCAGGGGGAAGAUGGUGCUGGAGCUAUCAGAGGACCUCCUGCGCUCCGCCACCCAGAACAGCCGCAUCUCCAUGCAGAGGGCUCAGGGAGGCUGGCUGCUGCUGGCCGCCCUCAACACGCUGGGCCCUGCAGUAGUGGGGGAUCUGUUGGGACGGCAGCUGCUGCUCCUCAGGUGUGCCUUCCCCCCAUCCGUGCGUGAGCUGGAGGCGGAGCUCCGGCGUGGAGACUGCUUCACCUGGCAGGUGACGCUGGAUGGCCGGGCUGGAGCUCUGAGCGCUCUGAAGAGUCUGGUGUCAUUCUGUGGAGAGCUUCUGACUGAUGAGGUGUGGGCUCGCCUGCAGACGCCCCUGUCCUGUGCUGUCGCUCUGCUCAACCACUUGCCCACAGUGGUGAAGUCCUACGGCAACCAGGUCAAGAAUGCUGCUACGCUCUACAGACUCCGAGUGUAUGAGAUCCUUGUGCUGCUGCCCCCUGAGACUUACACAGAGGGUCUGGGCUCCCUGUUGAGGCAGCUGGUGUGUGAGCUGACGGGAGAGAACCCGUCCUGCUGCGGGCUGCUCCUGCUGCCCCCCCUCUGCCACCCCACUGACCUCACCCUCACCGGCAGCACCACACUCGACACCGACCAGCGCUACAUUGAGCAGCAGCUCCAGAGUGGCAGCCUUGGCAUAGGCACACUAGAGUACGACCCCUUCUCAAUCUUCCAGAGCUCUCAGGAGGUGCCUGCACCUGUGCCAGCCGCCACUGCCCUCACCAACGCCACCAUCCAGCUGUUUGGCGUCAUCUUCCCUCAGCUGGCCACCCCACACAGGGCUCAGACACUGGAGCAGCUGGGUGAGGCCCUACGGCAGCUCAAGGGAGCCCGGCAGCAGACAGCACACAUCCUCGUGACCUCUGCCCUCUGCUGUGCCCUCAAGGCUUUGGGCAGUGCUCGUGCAGGCCUGGGGGGAGAGGAGGUGUGUAAACCUGCACGCUCUCUCCUGUGGGGGGCGCUGGAGAGCCCUAAUGGGCUGCUGCGCUGCGUAGCCGCCGAGGGAUCCGGCCGACUGGUGCAGGCCGUCAACGACCCGGCCUUUACUGCCUCUAUGACAAUGGCCAGCGUCGACAAGCUGAAAGCGGCGCGGGACGCCGUAUCUCGGGCGGGGCACGCUCUCUGUCUGGCCGCGCUGCAGCGCUACAGCGGGGGCAUUAGCUCCUCCCAGCAGCUCGGCACCUCUGUGGGGGUCCUGUUCCCCCUCGCCCAGGACACCAGCGCACCUGAGCUACAGACAUGGUCGGUCCAUGCUCUGUCUGUGCUGAUGGACCUGUCGGGGCCUCUGUACCGCACUCACGUGGAGCCCAGCCUGUCUCUGGUGCUGCGGCUGCUCCUGUCCUCCCCACACACUCACACACACACAGAGAUGCACCUCAGCCUGGCCCUCUGCCUCCACCAGCUGAUCACCGCAGUCGGGCCGGACCUACAGGAGGAGAGCGACGGGGUGUGCACCCUGCGGAGUGUGUGUCUGAUGGCGUGUGCGGUGCUGCAGGACAGCCAGGAGUGUCUGCUGCAGGCUCAGGCCAUCUCCUGCCUGCAGCAGCUGCACCUCUUCGCCCCCAAACACCUCAACCUGGCCCAGCUGGUGCCCAGCCUGUGUGAGUCGUUGUUGGAUUACUCAGUUUUGGUGAAUAUGUGCAGCUCGUAUCUGUGGCUUCGGCGAGCUGUGGUGGCGUGCUUGAGGCAGCUUGCCCAGCGGGAGGCGAUAGAGGUGUGUGAGCACGCAGUCACCCUGGUCAAGGAGCUGCCACGCCGUGACAACACACAGCUUGAUGUGACCAUUAAAGAGGUUGGCCUGGAGGGGGCGCUCUUCUGCCUGCUGGACCGUGAGUGGGACCCGCGGCUGUGCCAGGACAUCCGGGAGACGCUAGGCCACAUGCUGAGCUCGGCAGCCACGGGCAAGCUGGCGCACUGGCUCAAACUCUGCAAAGACGUCCUGCUGGCAUCAGCAGACAGCACAGCUGUUGCUGUGCAGGAGCCCCAGCAGGAGGACGAUGGUGACCGUGACGACGACGCCUCUGUGUUCCACGCCCGGGCGGAGUCCGGCGGGCCGUUCUGCAGCCUGCGUUGGGCCACGCGCGUCUUCGCCGUGGAGUGUGUGUGCCGCGUCGUGGCGCUGUGUGAGAGCGCCGAUCCAGCACACUUUGACAUGGCCCUCGCCCAGGAGCGCCGUCUGCAAGAGUCCACAGACUUCCUGGUGCUGCACCUGGCAGACCUGAUCCGCAUGGCCUUCGUGGCGGCCACAGACCACAGUCAGCAGCUCCGGCUGGCUGGCCUGCAGACCCUCCUGCUCAUCAUCCGCAAGUUCGCCAGCGUGCCUGAGCCCGAGUUUCCCGGACACGGCAUCCUGGAGCAGUACCAGGCCAAUGUGGGAGCUGCCCUCAGACCAGCCUUCACUGCUGAUGCCCCUCCUGAUGUGACAGCGAAAGCCUGCCAGGUGUGCAGUGCGUGGAUCUCCAGCGGGGUGGUGAGCGAGCUGAAGGAUGUGCGGCGGGUCCAUGAGCUGCUGGUCUCCUCCCUCCAGAGGGUACAGGGGGGCCGCGAGGUGCCCAGUCUGCUCUACAACGAGGGCACGGCUGCCAUGGAAACACUCGCCGUGCUGAAGGCCUGGGCAGAGGUCUACAUUGUGGCCGUACAGACCGCCGGCCGGAGCGACGCCACAGAGGCCGAGGGCGACACCGACGAGGGCAGUGAAGGAGGAGGAGGAGCGGAAGAGCCGCCGGCGGACGCCAACCUGCUAAGGUUCGUGCAGACGGACCUGCCCACCCUGAGCCGCCUGUGGCUGGCCGCGCUGCAGGACCACGCGCUCCUCACCCUCCCGUCGAAGUACGGCCAGCAGCUGCCCCCCUCAGGCGGCACGUUCUACACGGCGGAGACUCUCGAGCAGGCGCGUCCGCACUACUGCAGCUCGUGGGCGCCCAUCCUGCACGCCAGCGCCCUCUGGCUCAACAGCACGGGCUUCAUCCUGGCAGACGACGGCCCCGCCAACCUGUCCCGCCCCGUCACGCCCACCUCCAUGGGCCAGUCCGCCUCGCUGAGCAGCGUCAAGUCCCCGGAGGACAUCAACACCGAGCGCCUGCACCUCAUACUGGGUAUCAGUGUGGAGUUCCUUUGCUCGCCACACUCCCAAGAUCAGAUGGAGAACAUCACGUCCUGCCUGCAGGCGCUGCAGGCCCUGCUAGAUGUGCCCUGGCCCCGCGCUAAAGUGGGCAACGAUCAGGCCCUGAGCGUGGAGCUGUUGACAGUGUUGCACAGGCUGAUGGUGACGCGGGAGUCGGUGGAGGUGCAGCUGGCCGUGCUGCAGCUGGUCAGGCAGGUGGUGUGUGCCGCCCAGGAGCACGUCAGGGAGAAACGCCACAGCGCUGAGGUGGAUGACGGGGCGGCCGAGAAGGAGACGCUGCCUGAGUUUGGAGAGGGCCGUGACACGGGGGGCCUGGUGCCGGGCCACUCGCUGGUGUUCGGGGCCCUGGAGCUGUGCCUCUGUGUGCUGCUGAGAAAGCUGCCCCAGCUCAGUCCCCGCCUGGCCCGAGGGAGCCCCCUGUUGGGGCAGGGGCCCCCGGGGGUCCCUGCAGGGCUCGCCACUCCCCUUGAUGCCAGCGACUGCGGGCUGGUGGCAGCAGCUCUGGCUAUUCUGUCAGAACUGCCCUCCAUCUGCUCCCCAGAGGGCAGUGUGUGUGUGCUGCCCACGGUGCUGUACCUGCUGGUGGGGGUGCUGUGUGAGCUGGUGCGAGGUGUCGGGGGCCCGGACGGGGGCCCGCUGGUCUCGGGGGCCCUCCAGGCGCUCCGCAGUGUCCUGUCUACCCCACUGAGCCGCGUCGAGAAGAGCAGAGAAGCCUGGAGCCACCUGCUGCGCUGCGCUCUGCAGACUCUACUGGACUGUGGGGACACAGGUAAAGAGGCGUUGACUGAUGAGGUGACCCUGCUGACGGCCCUCACCAUCUUCCUGCUGGGGGCGAGCCCAGAGGUCACGUCAGCCGAGCCGCUGCAGACGCGCCUCAUCCAGCGCUUCAAGACUGACCUACAGGUCAAAGACCCCACGGUCCUGAGGCAAAGCUUCGAGCUGCUGACCUCCGUGUUCCAGAGCCCGGCUGGGGCAUCAGGGUCCUUCAUGCAGGCCCUGGGGGCAGCAGUGGUGGGCUACCUGCGCGGGGUGGAGAACCGGAGGCCCCAGACGCAGGAGGAGCUCCAGGCCGUCCAGGAGGGGGCCAGAGCGUUGGAGGCGUUGGCGGAGGCAGCAGAGGAGAUGCACCGCCCCCAGCUGGUGUCGGUGCUGCUGCCCGUCCUCAUCAGCUUCCUGCUGGACGAAAACGCACUGGCGUCGGCCGCUGGGCCCUCGCGCUCGCUGCACGCCUGGGCCCUGCAGGAGCUCAUGCGGCUGGGGCCCCAGCACCCCUCCGUCCUGCGGGGCCUCAUGGCCUCUGCGCCCGCCAUGAAGGCCCGUCUGGAGGCGGCCAUCAAGGGCAGCCAGGAGCGUGUGAGCUCCAAGAGCAACCCACAGGCACCCAGCAAGAGCUCGCCCAGCAUCCAGCUUAAGACCAACUUCCUGUGACUCAGUCUUUUUUUAAACAGCUGCAAAAAUAAGAAGGGGGAAGAAAAACUCCCCACAAUGCUGCACAUCAGAUCACUCAUACUGUAGGAGACAAUAAUACUGUCGUAACUCUAAAAAGGGCACGCACAUCUAUGUGCUGAAUAAUUUUUAAAGUCGUGUUUGUCUUUUAAAAAUGUAGGUCAUUUUUACGGCAUUGUUUUAACCUCUGUGAGGACUGUAAUCCAAAUAUGUACUUAUACACUCACUCACUAUGGUACAGCUGUAGUAUUCUAAACACUAGUACACGCAAAGGAUAGAUAAGGGAGUACAUUAGCUUCAGAGCAAAAAUUAUAUAUAUAUAGCGAAAAGGAAACACUAUUUUUAGAGGAAGUUUUGUUUUGUUUUAUUAUUGUAUCUGCAAAGUUGCCUUCACAAGUGGAAAGGUCCAGUGUGUGUGUGUGUGUGCGUUUGUGUGUAAGUGUGGGAGAUGUUUCGAGGGGCUGUGUCUGUUACAUUGUGGCAGAGUGUAUUGAAGUGGAUUAUGUAAUGUUUUCAUCUGCCCCCUGAAGCCAUCAGCGAUACCUAAAAGAGCUUCCGUGCUAGGCGCAGCACCUCCACCCUGCACUGCAAACACACAAGCUGCCUUUUCCUCCACAAUUAUCUCAGCAAUCACAAAUGAUCAUUUAGUGCAGUGUUGUAUAAUAACACUCUCAAGUUUCUUCAUUUGUAUCAUGCAAAAAGGGUAAAGUAAUUUGUAUCUUGCAAAAAGUAAGUGUAUACUGUACUAUUGCAGUAUUAUUGCUUGGAACAGAAGCAUGAGUCUGUUUCUGAUGUUAUCACCAAAUAAUUAUGGUGUGUGUGUAAUCAAGGCCAGGUGUGAUACAGUGCAUCAGUUGGUUAUGGUACUGAUGUUAUGGAUUAUUCUAAUCUGCAGUUGUCCUGUGUUCUGUGUUGAAGAAUCAUUGAUGCAUUGAUUAGAGUAUCAUUCACCUAAGUACUGCAUUGUUCAUAAUUGAUCAUAACUAGGGCUGCCCCUGUUGCUGGACAAUUUUUUUUUUUUAAAGAGAUGGUCAUUGCCUACAAAAAAAGGGAAUCUUAAUCAUGUAUGAUGAAUAAAGAUGAUAGUGGUAUUGAUUUUAAAAUUACACGAGAGAUUAUUUAGAAAUGUUUACACAGUAAUGAAAUAUCUGUUGUAGCAGGUGGGAUAUAGGAAAAACUGACUCGCCAAAAGAGAGGCAGGAUUCCUUCCUGCACUAGGCCUUGAUUCUGGUGACAGAGGCACACUUGCCAGCUUCUGUCUCCAACUGUGUUGGUACUGAGCACUUUUCCUGCUGUGAAAAUGAUGUUGAAUGAUGCAGUAUUUGUAAUGUAAUUCACCAUAUAUUUUGUACACUGUAAAUUGUGCAGAUUAAAAAAAAAUGACCAAAUACUGAGUGUAUGAGUGUAGAAGCAUGCAGUGUUGUGUAUUGGUUAUGGUUGUUGGAAUUACAAGGGCACACAGGAAAAGGCACAAAUAUCUUCAUGAUCUAGUUAAGUUAACAGCAUUGCUGAAACAGCAGCAAAAAAUGAUUUACCACACCAUCUGAUAGUGAAUUAUUGAUCUUAACCACUACAUAUUCCCGACUUUAGAGACUGGAAUUGCCUGGUAAUGAAAAAAGACUUUUUAAACAAAUAUUAUCCAAAUAAUUUCCAUAUUAGGGCGUAUUAUUCAAAACACGUACACUGUUUUACUCUACAGAUUUUAGAUCAGUUGAAAAACAUCUAGAUAAAAUAGUUACAAAUUGCAUUGAAAUAUAUCGCAGUAAAAUAUAACAGCGUAUUGGGUGGGGUUGGUAUUUUACUGACAACUGUUUUACAGUUAUUACUUUUUCCAGAGUGGACUAGUGAAGGUUUCUGAUGAAAUGAAGAGUGCUGUGAUAUGACAUCUUAGCGCCCCCUGGCAUAUCACCGCAAUGCUGUCUGCUCUUGAAUAGUGAAUACAAGUACGCUGCGUAGCCUCGUGAUGCAAACGACGGGGGAGCCAACUCGUUCCCUCGACGGCUCUCCAUUUCGGUUUGAUUUAUCCAUAGCUUUGCUGUUCACUUUGACCUUUAGGUUUAGA